AUGUCUACACUUUGUAAGGACCGCAUUGUCGAACAAUGGCCGCAAAUUGGAAUCGUCGGUGCUGGUAGCAUGGGAACCCAAAUGGCGAUCGCAUUCUCAGAGCUAGGCCUUCACGUUUCCAUCUGGGAUGUCAAUAAAAACAACGUCGACUCAAUCGUGGAAUGGUCGCGAAACCAUAAAGUCACAGGCAGGAUUGCCGGGUAUCACGAUAUCAACAACUUUGUCCAAAGCUUAGAGGGAAAGGGGAAGAACAAACUUUUUCUCUUCUCUAUCACUCAUGGCGAUCCAGCAGAGUCUAUUUUGAGCAUGAUCAAAGAAAAUCUCAGCAAAGGCGACAUAAUUCUAGAUGGUGGCAACGAACACUACCGACGUACUCAGAGAAGACAAUAUGAGUGCGCAAAGCUUGGCGUCCACUGGAUCGGUAUGGGUGUGUCGGGGGGCUAUCAGGCCGCUCGCCGUGGUCCAAGUCUGUCACCUGGUGGUGACAAAAAAGCUUUGGAGAUGGUAAUGCCACUGCUCGAGCUGUAUGCAGCUAAAGAUCUUCAUGGAAAGCCAUGUGUGGCUCGGAUCGGGCCAAAUGCCUCCGGGCACUAUGUAAAGAUGGUGCAUAAUGGCAUCGAGGGAGGAAUGCUUUCGGCCCUCGCGGAAGCAUGGGCUUUUCUGCAUGAUGGCCUGGGAUAUGACUAUGAAGCGAUCGCCGAUACAUUCGACCGGUGGAAUACCCAUGGCGAACUCCGGGGUAACUACCUGCUUGAGAUAGCAGUUGACAUGCUUCGCACGAAGAGGUCGGUCGGCGGUAUCGAUCAGUAUGUGCUUGAUGAGGUUCUCGAUAAAGUUGUCCAGGAUGACGAUGAUACUGAAGGUACUCCCCAUUGGGCCAUCGAGGAGUCAGCAUCACGCCAUAUCGCAACACCGACACUUGCUGCAGCCCAUUACCUCCGCGUCGCUAGUGGCAACCGAGCAGAAAGACUAGUAACAGCUGAAAUGCUGCAACUGAAGGAACCCAGCGUAGUACAAGAUAUCAGCGAAAAGGGAAAGGAAGUGCUCGUUGACGACCUACACGAUGCUCUUUAUUGCACUUUUCUUACCUCAUUCUGCCAAGGUCUGGAGAUGAUCAAGCGUGCCUCAGAUGACGAAAAGUGGAAUAUUGACCUAGCUCAAUGUCUGAGAAUUUGGCGAGGCGGUUGUAUUAUUCGGUCUGACGGCAUAGCCGACAUCCUAGAGUCAGUCCUUUCAAGUGAAAAGACCUGGGAAAAUCUGAAACAUGCUGAAGCAGUUGCUCAUGAGUUGAGCCGGACAUACAGGCCAUUGAAGGCGACAGUUGUCCAGGGGUGCUUACACGAUCAAUACAUGCCUGCAAUUUCUGCAAACUUGGAAUAUCUGAAGUAUGUGGGUGGAAAGAAGCUACCCACUAAAUUUAUGGAAGGUCAAAUGGACUUUUUUGGAUCUCAUGGCUACAAUAAGCCUGGAGUGUCUGGCGAGGAUCCAGGACCCGUUGCAAAAGGCCCUCAUCACCACGAGUGGCGACCGGCAGGCGCAUGA
Molecule: messenger RNA, 1542 nt
Organism: Penicillium angulare
Lineage: Eukaryota; Fungi; Ascomycota; Eurotiomycetes; Eurotiales; Aspergillaceae
Exons: 1
Coding region: 1-1542 (513 amino acids)
Biological process (GO): pentose-phosphate shunt; pentose-phosphate shunt, oxidative branch
Cellular component (GO): cytosol
Molecular function (GO): phosphogluconate dehydrogenase (decarboxylating) activity; NADP binding
Source: RefSeq, a predicted model, not a curated record